Messenger RNA from Marmota flaviventris (yellow-bellied marmot), 795 nucleotides. NCBI's taxonomy places the organism in Eukaryota, Metazoa, Chordata, Mammalia, Rodentia, Sciuridae. The record is from RefSeq and is a predicted model, not a curated record.
AUGCCCUACAACCGAUGGCUCCGCCCCACAGCUUGUCCCAGGCCCCGCCCCUUUCCAUCUGAGGGGCGGCGGGAGGGGGCCUGGAGCAAGAUGGUGGUGAACCAGAGCCACACCGAGAACCGCCGUGGGGCCAUCAUUCCUGUUGGUGAAAGUGUCUUGAAGCAGAGUCCAGAUGUGGAACUCUCCUUCCCACAGCAUCCACAGAACUCCAACCUCUUUAGUGGUGUAAAGAGGGGAACGUUGUUUCUUAGUUCAUACCGGGUGAUUUUCGUGACUUCACGCUCAGUUAGUGAUCCCAUGUUGUCCUUUAUGAUGCCGUUGAUGAAGAACUGCACUGUUGAACAACCACUCUUUAAUGCCAACUACAUUCAAGGGACUGUUCAUGCAGCUCCAGAUGGUGGCUGGGAAGGACAGGCUACUUUUAAAUUAGUCUUCAAAAAAGGAGGUGCCAUCGAAUUUGCUGAGUUGCUGAUACAAGCUGCCGCUGCUGCUGCCCGGGGAACUCCACUUCGAAUUAUGAAUUACUGGAUCUCCACUCCAAGAAUUUAUGUUAUUACUGGAGAGGGAAACAUCUGCACUCAACAGACACCUUGUCAAGGCUGCCAUGAGGAUAUGGAGCUCCCCCUCCAGGAUAUGGAGCCCCCCCUCCAGGAUAUGGAGCCCUUCCUCCAGGAUAUGGAGCCCUCCCUCCAGGAUAUGGAGCCCCCCCUCCAGGAUAUGGAGUCCCACCUCCUGGAUAUGGAGUCCCACCUCCUGGAUAUGAAGACCCAUCUUCGAGAAGCUCAAGACCUGUAG